Messenger RNA from Chrysoperla carnea, 1466 nucleotides. It is a transcript of the gene BHD, whose product is annotated as folliculin. Bases 94 to 1443 code for a protein of 449 amino acids. The record is from RefSeq and is a predicted model, not a curated record. Gene Ontology annotation, cellular component: cytosol. Lineage: Eukaryota; Metazoa; Arthropoda; Insecta; Neuroptera; Chrysopidae. Gene Ontology annotation, biological process: positive regulation of GTPase activity; positive regulation of TORC1 signaling; positive regulation of transforming growth factor beta receptor signaling pathway. Gene Ontology annotation, molecular function: GTPase activator activity. The transcript has 7 exons.
UUUUGAAUUUUGUAUUUUGUGAUAAGUAUUGAAAUAUUAUUGAAUCUUAAAACUUAUAAAAUCAAACUGAUUUCUAUUUAUGAUACUUGAAAAAUGAAUGCCAUUAUUGGCGUUGGACAAUUUUGUGAGAUACAUGGACCAUGUUUAGUAUUUUGUACACAAACAAUUGUAGAAAUAAAUAAUGAACCGAUCGAUGAAUUUGAAUUGGACGAUAAUACUGAACAUUCACGAUUAUUACACACUUGUGAAGGUUGUACAUCUAUUGGUAUUGGACAAGCAUUAAUUAGUAAGGAUCAUGAAUCUGAUCAAGUUAGUUACAUUAGCACACAAACACCUAGAAAAAAAUUACUUCGACAAAGUCUUAAACAAGCAUGUGUACGAAGUUUAAGUUGUGAGAUUGGAGGUAACUCAAAAUCAAAUGAUGAUUGUACGAUGUGUUAUUGUGACGGUGAUCAAGGUGGACACACUGUACUCUGCUAUACUUGGCGUAUUCCUGAUGCAAAAGCACGUGGAUUUGACCGUUGCUUAAUAAUUGUCUUAUUAAUGAAAGAUCGUUUUAUGUUAAUGAGCGUUUGGCCAUUUUUUAUUAAACAUAUUGAAGAAUUAGUUAAACAGUUACAGGCAAAAGCAAAAGAGGUAUGUGAAAUUGAGCAAAGUAAUGGAAACAAUAAAGGAGCAAGGAUACAAUCUGGAUGUGCACCAUCAUGUGCACCUCGAAGUCUUGCAUAUUUAACUGGAUUACCAACUAUUUGGAAUUUAUUACAUACUCGAUUUUCAUGGAUUCUUCAUUCAGCACCAAAAAUUUUACGUGAGGUUCCACCACCACGUUAUUCAUCUAGUCUAAUAGAUUCACAAGCCAAUAGGAAUUCAAUUUUAAAAGAUACAUCCUUUCGAGAUUUACAUUCUAAAUUAUCCGACGAUAAUUUUAUCGCUGUUUGUCAUUGUGUUACUACUGGUAUACAGGUUGUUUUUCGUGGGGACGAAAGUGAGGGAGCACAAUAUAUACAAUUGCUAAGUGUUUUAUUACCUCCAGGAAAAUGUUUUACAACUUAUAGUUCAACAUACUUAUUACCAUCAGAAUGUUCUCUAUUAGCGGUUGGUUUUGGUAUUGCUUUACCAAAAACAUGCGCGGAUGUAUUCAGAAUUGAUAUGCUAAAAACUGAAUGGGUUGUGAGAUGGGAUGGAUGUGUUCCUGAAAAAGCCAAUAAAUUAUGUAGUUCAAUUCUGAAAGCAGUUUUAAAUGAAAAAAUUAAUUCGGCAACAUUAAGAGCUCAUAUUCAAAGUAUAAUUUUAAAAUGGCAAAAUACUGCUGGAACCCUAAAUAUGGCUGGUAGUAGUAGUAUAAAUAACAAAACAUUAUUACGAACCCUUGGAGUUGGCGAUGAAGAUCUACAUUUUGUUAGUUAUUGGGCAACUUGUUUACAAAAAAUAAAUAAUCGUUAAAUUAUCAAUUUUAAUUAAUUAAA